Messenger RNA from Onychostoma macrolepis, 19268 nucleotides. Its product is annotated as dynein heavy chain domain-containing protein 1. NCBI's taxonomy places the organism in Eukaryota, Metazoa, Chordata, Actinopteri, Cypriniformes, Cyprinidae. Gene Ontology annotation, molecular function: minus-end-directed microtubule motor activity; dynein light intermediate chain binding; ATP binding. The record is from RefSeq and is a predicted model, not a curated record. The transcript has 43 exons. Gene Ontology annotation, biological process: microtubule-based movement. The coding region runs from base 354 to 14027 and encodes 4557 amino acids. Gene Ontology annotation, cellular component: dynein complex.
UCUUACAGUGAGGCUUUUGACUUUCUUGUCAAAAUCUUAAAUAUAAUAUUUAUUAAGAGCCUCUUUGAUUAAUAUUUGGCAUUUCUGUUAUGUUGAUGCAUUUCUUGGCACGUUAUGUUUUGUCCCCUUUGACUCGAAGCUCCCUUUAAAUGGGGCCUUUUCCUAUUAUUAAUUUUCUUGCCAUAUUAUUACAUGAAAUUUUCCAUGUAAGAUUUCUGUUGUGAUAGUUUGAACGAGUUGCUACUGUUCCCAUGGCAACAGAAAGCGCGCAAACAGAAGCGUUGAGAUUUAUUCCAGAAGAUGGGUUUGAAGCCUUACAGUGCAGUCGGUGAUAUCCCAAACUGACUUUAACCAUGUUAUCACCCAAGAAAGAACCUCAAGGAAAUGGCUUCUCAGAAGCCACCAACACCCAAAGCAAGAGAAGAAACAAGCUUUACUGCUCAGAUUGCAGUCUUGAACAUGAAGCUUCUCAGCCUCGACUGCUAUUUCGUAAAUCUCACACUGCGACACCAGCAUUUAAGUGUGAACCCUCACCUUUUCGUGCCCUCAGCCCUCCAUCGUCUCCACCACAAUAUGAUAUGUCUUUUCUUAAACUACCUCAGUUGGUAUCAUUGCAGGUGAGCACUAAACUACCAGUCAGAGAGACAUUGUGGAAUGAAGGAGCAAGUUUUGUGACGCAUAUCAGAGCGAUUAAGCCCUCAAGUGUCGGAAAAUUCAAUGUUGAACAUGAGAAGCCUGCAGUCCCAAAGGAAAAGACUAAAACCAAGCAAAAAAGAAAACCCAAAUUCAAACCACUCGCUGGAACAGAGGUAGUUGAGAUGUUAGCCGGGAAAAAACAUCUGGGGGAACAUGAGUUUUAUUAUUUGAAGACCUCUGAAGAUGGUCCUUACAGACCAUAUGAUUUGAGAGUUGUCUCGAGCAGUGAAGCGGGCACAGAUUACUACACCAACACCUUCACAACCAUAACACAUGUGCAGAAUGGCUGCUGCAUUGAACUCUGGAGCCUGGAAGAGUGGGAACAAGAGUCUGUGCUUUGGGGAGCUCUGAGAAACAUCCCAUUUUUCAGAGACUAUUUACUGCGCAAGACCUUCAAAAGGUGGCACGGGAAUGUACACAAGGCUACUGUCAAACGCAGGAUUGAAUUCCUUCCAUCUCAGCUGCUGAUAGCAGUGCCCCAAUUCAGGGAUGCCUUAUUACAUCUCGCCAGAUUAAUUGAGGAGAUAAAGCAAGUCAGCUGGCUGCCACAUGAUGAUUUCAGGACUUAUACACUGUUAGAUUUCCAAACUGCACUCAUGGAAAAGAAUCAGGCAGCUCAAGUUUCUUUAUAUAGUUUCCUACAUUGUCGCUUCACGAUACUUAGUAAGGUGAAGGACAAUAGUUACCAAGCACAUCAGGAGCUCCAAAUGAAAGUGGAGAACUCAAAGCUCUACCAGAGCAGUCAAUCCCUACACCUUCAGCUUGCCUACCACAGAAACCUACAGAAAGAGCUCAGUCAGGCAGAGCAAGCCAUACAGUGGCUGGGAAACCUCGCUGCUCUAGCUGACCGCAUGACUGUUCAAAACCUUGUCACCAUCUCAAAGCGGGAGAUCACUACAUUCCUAAACAAUGUUUUAAAAAGAGAACGGGAGCAACAGGGUGGUCUCUUCCAGACAGAGAUUAUCCUUGGAGCAGAUUGUCAGCUUACUGUUUUUCCUCCAUUGCAGUUGUUUCAAGAGGUUUUACUUGGAGCGUUGUUAUCAGUAGCAGAUUCUGUCCUGCAGGUGCUUGACUCCUGCAGUUUGUCUUGUGACUCUAAAAGCUGUUUGUCCACCAGUUGUGUUGAAGACCUCACUGGAGCCAAAGGUUGUGAAGUAACAGGUCCUGGCAAUGUUUCCUCACAAAAGGAGCAUGAUAUGUCACCCAAAACCCUAGUGCCAGUCAAAAUGAACUCUCUCAGAGUUCAGGGACAAAGAGUGCGAAGCCAUUAUCAGUCUCUGCCCCAGAGACUGCUGGAGUGGAACUUGAAAGUUCAUGUCGGAACACAAGAGAUUCAGAAUGAGCAGGACAAGAUUACACAGGUCGCCAUUACAGAGGUACACCAGUUGUGUGAGAGCCACUCUUGGUUGGCAGAUGUUCAUCUGUUCACCGGUCAGUGGAGUUCAGCCUCGCUAGAGACCUUGCGUGGAUCUUCCCCCCUGAAAUAUGAGGAGCUGAUCAAGAAACUUCAUUCUUGGAUGGACAGAGUUCACAGCUUGCUUCCAUCCUUCACCACAUCAAAUAAGUUGUUCACUGUAGUGAUGUCCAACAUCCAAAAGGAUAUAGGCUCCAUUUUAGGCACCAUUGACAAGGAUGUGCUGAAGCUACUCUGUGAAGAUUCGCAGACACGCUCUGAAAACCUCAUUUCUGAGCUGAAAAGAGCCGUGGAAGUCAUGAAGUCUGAGCCAAAUACCUUUCACCACUUCACAGUUUUUUCAGACAUGGUAAAGCGCAGUGAGAGAAUGUCAGGUGAUAUGCAGAAAAGGCUGGAAGACCUCCACUCUCUACAGGAGACCGUGAGAAGGAAUUAUACUCACAUGGAUCCAAACAACAUUCUCUCAUUGAAGCAGGUAGUUGACUUGUGGAAUCAGUUUGUUCAGCUCCUGAAACCAGCUGCAGACAUAGUUACCCAGAAGCUUCAUUCUAUGCUUGAUACAUUGGACAAGAACGUUUCUUCAUUAGUGAACGAAUUAGACAACUUGGUUGCACAAGCCGCUUCUGGACUCUAUCUUGACCCUGACCAGAAUCCCAAGGAAAUGCUUGUCCAGCUGACAGCAUUGUGUAGUGAAUUCUAUGUGAUUGCUGAUCAGCUGAAUGAUCAGAGCAGAGCCAGUGAAAUUCUGAGAGGUCACCUACUGGAUCUCACUUUUGUGACAGUAGCACAGCAGAAUAUGGAAGCAAGAAAAGGACUCUGGGAGCUGAUGAGUGUGUUGUCCACACAAAUCCAAGAGUGGAAGCUACUAACCUUCAAGAAUUUUGUGGUGGCUAAAGCCCAAGACAAGGUUAACGAAUGGCUACAACAGGCAGAAGCAUCUGCAAAAGUUAUACCCUCUCAUGAUACUUUGCUGCAUAAAACCCUACAGAUUUUGCAGGGGUUCAACCAGCUACUCACUUUUUUAAGUAAGCUGAGCAGCCCCACACUGAAGCACAAGCACUGGAGAAGCAUCUUAAAGGGAAUUGGCCUGCUUAAUUACUCAGAAUGGAAAUUAACGCUGGCUGAUCUCAUGUCCAAAGAGCUACAAAAACAUCAAAAUAAAAUCAAUAAGAUCUAUCUAGAUGCCAAAGCUGAGGCAGACAUGGAACAGACAUUCAGAGCACUCCAGAGGGAUUGGGAACGUGCAGAAUUCCAUCAUAAAAGGUUUAUUAUUGCUGUCCAGAAACAGCAAGAUGAAGUAAAAGAAAAAAAAAAAAUUAUUUCCUGUUCCUCACCUCAAAAUGCACCAAAACAUCACAUUAUUGAUGGCAAAACCUACACGAUCAUUGGAUUGGAGGCACUUUUGGCUCAGACUAAGGAAAGUGUUCUGACCUUUUCUCAUAUGCUGCGUUCUCCUCAUGUUGCUGAGUUUCAGCAAGAGGUUGAACACUGGCUUCUGCAUUUACAAGAGCUAGAUGAAUUGCUUUAUAUAUUUGAACGAUAUCAGCAAAAAUGGAUCUUUUUAAGCAGAACAUUUAAUGACACAGUGCACACUCAAAAGUCUGAGUUGCAAGAGAAGUUUCACCCGGUGGAUAAGAUGUUUCGUGAUAUCAUUCAGAUCACUGUUAAUGACCCAUAUGUAUCCAGUUUUGUUCGACUGGGUACAACAACAGAGGGCAGUGACAGUUUACAAGGACAGAGUCUACGUGCUGUCCUUAUGAAUGGACUUACAGCAAUGGAGGAGAUUUCUAAACACUUGCUCUACAUCUUGGAGUCACCACGAAGCCAGCUGCCCAGACUCUACUUUCUCAGUGAUGGAGAGGUGAUGAAACUUCUCUCUUUACAGCUCCCAGCACCUUCCUCCCUUUUACCACUGGUGCAGAAAUGCUUCAAGGGAGUGAAGCAACUUGAUGUUCAAGUUGAAGGUGAUGUUUGUUGUGCAUAUGAUUUGACAGCUCUGAGUAAUGAGCGAAUGUGCGUACACGGUGUAUAUGGAGAAUUUGGUGAACAUGUUCCUUUCAUCUGUCCUCUUGAGUCAAACCUCAGUCCCGUGGCUUGGCUUAGUCUUUUUGAGCAAAAGUUAAAUCAAGCAGUGAAACAGGCAUUUCUGAAAUGCUUAGCUGUCCAGCAAAAAUCAAACAUCGAAAUGCAACCCAGCACCCCAGACCUGAUUGGGAAUGGCAAGGAGAACAAUUCAGAAGUAGCUCAUGAACCUCCCUCACUUUUGUAUCUAAUAUCUCAGUUUCCUUUACAAUGCCUUUUGGUGGCAGAGGAGGUGUUGUGGUGUAGUAUGAUCCGGACAUCAUCACAUUGUUCUACUACUGGCUUGUGGACGAGAAUCAAGUCCCAAAAUGCAGCAAAACUGCACUAUCUGUGCCAGCUUUUAAAAGAACACUCAAAUGAAGAACCACCCCAAAUCUUGACAGCUCUGCGUGCCUUGGUUAUUCUUACCAUGAAACACUCUGGCCAAACAGAUGGGCUUGCUGAAGUAAAAGGAGACUUGGAGUCCUCUUUUGAAUGGCAUAAGCUUAUGAAAUAUUACCUUAUCCCCAAUGAUAAUGGACCUUCUUCUGAUUUACUUCCUUCUCAACAGAAUCAGACUGUCUGUGUUGAUAUUCUGUGCACACAAUUGCCAUAUGGCUAUGAAUACAUUGGACCUGAUAACUGGACGAUGGUGACUACUCCUUCAACUGAACAAGCUUACAUGGGCAUAAUUCUUGCCUUAUCAAGCUUCAAGUGUGCUUUCAUUAGUGGACCCCACAUGUCAGGCAAGCAGCAUGCCGCUGUGCAGUUGGGUUAUGCAUUGGGACGACAAGUGGUCAUCUUGAAGUGUUGUUCAAGCACUGGUUCUUCAGUCGUUUCCCAAAUGAUUCUAGGUGCUCUUCAAACUGGGGCUUGGCUUGUGCUUGAUUCAGUGGAUUUGUUGGAACAAGGGACAUUGUCUGAGUUGGGACAACAUUUGACUGAAAUUCAUCAACAUUUAGCAGCAGUUCAAAGACAAGAACAAGCGGAGGCACAUGAGUUGACAUCCUCAUUUGGGAAGUGUAGCAGUGGAGAAUUCAUCAAAAACGAUAACAGGACAAUGAAUGAGGUGCUAUGUCACAUUGCUGGGAAAAAUAUUUGGGCCAAGCUAAGCUAUGGAUGCGUCACAAUCUCAGAUAACGGCUACUCAACCGAGAUACCAGAAAAUCUUAGAAUUGCAAUGAGGCCUGUUGCAUUUAUGCAGCCACACUAUAGAAUCAUUGCAGAGGUGAUGCUGAUGUCAUUCGGAUUCUCUGAAGCAGCUACCAUAAGUCGCCGCCUGGUCUCUCUCUUUAGCCUUGCUAAGGAUUCAUAUUGCCUCCCUGAUUUUGUCAGUGGUCAUCAGACCUCAUGGCUUGUCCUUCUCAGAAAUGUGAUUGCUCUUUCUGUAGCACAUUUACAUCUCUCUUGUCAUUUGAAAGAAACUGAUAAAGAUACAUUUUCUUGUCAGAAUGAGACAGGAUCUGCUUGUACAAGACUUGAAACAAUCCCAGCGAAGGUCGAAGAACAUUAUUCAUCACAUUUAAAGUUUAUCAAUAAGUCUAAUGCGACUGCAGACUUAGAAGAGCAAGCAGCAAUUAAAGGAGUUCUGUCAGUCAUGCAGUAUACUGUCUCGGAUCCAAAGAGAGCAUCACAGUUUUGUAAAAUAUGUGAGGAAAUCUUUCCGAAAGCGAGGUACUUUUCAAGUCCACAACUGUUCAUUGAUGAAGGGGAAAAAAAGAUUGUUAGAUCUUUAGUCAUAGAUGAAUUGCAGCAACAGGGACUUUAUGCAGACAUGCAAAUACCUCACAACGUGUUGAUCUUGCAUCAAGCUUUGAAGCUCUCCAAUGUUGUGGUGCUUGUUGGACCAGCAGGUAGCGGAAAAACAACUUUGUACGAAGCCCUUGCAAGUGCACUUCAGAAACUGUCCAGGACUCGGGAGAUUGAUUCUAAAGGGGAUUUUAAAGACAUUUAUCAUUAUUUCCCUAAGCCAUGUUGGACUUCUGUGAGCACAGAAGUUAUAUUUCCUAAUACCUUGUCCCACAAACAGUUUUUUGGCGGAUAUUUUGGUCAGGACAACUCCUGGAUUGAUGGAGCUUUCACCAGAGCAUUAAGACACUCAGAACAGCCUCUGCCCAUUGCUCCUUCCAAGAGCGAGGAAACUGUUCAAAAACAGCAAGAAAAAUGGAUUGUUCUGGAUGGAGAUCCACUUGGCAGACCUGGUUGGUUGGACUCUUUGACUACUCUUUGUGAUCUUGAACAUCCCCAUCUCUACCUUUCAUCAGGAGAGAAAAUUGAGCCAUCAAGACUGAAAAUACUAGCUGAGAUCACAAACCUUGGUAAUUCAACCCCCUCUGUAGUGACACACUGCAGUCUGGUAUAUGUUUCUGGAGAGAAUCUGUGGAGAUCUGUGUGGAAGAGUGAAAUGAAUGUGCUGUCGACUGAGCAUAAUGUAGACCAGAUUACUCUGGAAAUGUGGAGUCACCUUUCUGAAGACCUUUUCCCUGACACACUAGUAUUUCUCAAAAACAAAGCACUUUCUUCAGUGAUGGCUAGUGAUCGAUGUGAAGGCAGACGAUCAUCUAGGAUUACAGAUGGUUUGCAGGAAAUAAUGUCCUUCAUUAAGAUUCUUCACACCCUUUUGGAGCAUUCUGGGAAGGGAGAAGGCUUGAAAAACACAUCAAGGAAAACUGAAACAACAAAUGCACAAGUUUUCCAGCCACCCUGCACUGAUGCCACAGCUUCCUCUGCUCAAUGGGGGUUACAAGCAAGAAACAUCUUUAUUGUAGCUUAUGUUUGGGGGUUUGGAGGACAUUUGCACCCUAGACACUGGCCACAUUUUGAUCUUUUUGUACGGGAGGCCCUGUAUAUGAGCCAUUGUAAAGUGGAGACUCCACCAGAAGGCACCGUAUUUGAGCAUUUCUUUGAAUUCAGUGAGGAAAUGAGAGAGACAACCAAUUUCAUCAACUGCAGCAUGCGUAAGAGUCCACAGCUCUUCUUCACAUCUGUGCCUCAGUAUGAAAAACAUGCAUAUCUCCUGGAUAUGCUCCUGGAUGUUCAUGAGCCAGUCCUUAUUGUGGGAGAGUCUGGCUCUGGCAAAACAAUGCUGUGCAAGUCUGUAAUGUCAAAUGCAAGACCACACAUGCAUUUAGCAGCAAGUCUAGGCCUUCACCCUUCUGAACUGUGCAAGGUACUCAAGAGAGUUAGAUACCAGAGGACUCAAGUGAGGAGCAUAGAGGUCUUAAAGCAGCCAAACAUUCUUUUGUUCAUUGAUGACCUUCAUGAAGCACCAUUUGAUGUUGAUGAAAAAACAUCAGUGACUCUAGAGACACUGCGUCAGUGUAUUUCUAGAGGUGAACAGCUGAUAUCAGACAGCUCUCAUUUCAAGCUGUUUCAGUCAAGAGAUGUUAAUUAUCUAGGCUCUUACAGUGCUCCUAAUGCAGUCAACAGCAAUCAGAUCUCUCCACGUCUCUCUCGACUCUUCACCGUCUUGGCUCUCCCAAGCAUGACUUCUGAAAUCCUGUUUUCUAUCCAUUCCACGAAAUUGCAAGCAUGGCUGAAAGAAAUACAACCCAUACAGAGGGUUGCAGAUAUAACAAACUGCAUCCUAACCUCGACUCUUGACAUGUAUUUUGCUGUGCGUGAAUGUUUUACUUCUGCCCUACACAGUCCAAUCUUCAUCUUUUCUUUGCAUGAUGUUCACAAAGUGUUUCAAGGGAUGUACCUCUGGAGGCCAAGGCUUAAUGUCCAGCAAGCUCUUCAUAGGAGUCUGGGUUGUAGGAGUUUCUCUUCAUCUGUUCUUGGUCAUCCAGCUCAUGACCUCAAUAUCACCUGCCUGUGGAUGCAUGAGUGUUUGCACACUUUUGGUGAUAGGCUAGCUUCAGAGGAGGCAUGCCGAAAACUUAUCUCAAUUAUAGCUGAAGUUUCUGAGAAGAAUUUUGGCACUAGGUUAUCAAAUGAAUCCCAAACAUCUACAGAAGGUAUAUCAAGCCCUUCAGAUCAACCAUCAAGAGCAGAUAAUGUAAACCAACACUUGGGUUCAACCCCUUCCCAAUUAGAAAACAAUGUGAUCCCCGUGCUUGGAAUGACAGAAGUUCAGACAGAGAGGGAAGAGAGCUAUGCAGUAGAGAACGACUCCAGGUUGUAUAACCCAGGAAGUGAUGUAGAUGGAUUCUCAUAUAGUAAAGAUGAUGGAAAUGUGAAGAGUGAACCAGGAACAUCAGAGUGUAUAUCUGAAUCUGCUACUGAAUUCUCAAGUUGUUCAUUUCAAAAGCCGUUUUCUCAUUUUGGUGAAAACAAACAUGACUACAUUAAUCAAAAACCAGCAUCACACGAAAAGUUGACCACACAACAUAUACUUUUAUCGACAACCACAGCAAAAACGUUCAUUCAGCUUCUACAGGAAGCAGCUUCUUCUGUCAAGAACAUGGUCUUCAGUCCAGAAUUUUGUAAACCAUUGAACAACAUUCUUCAGCAUCAUAAUUUUGAACACAACUGUGUGUAUCAAGAAAGAGACAUAGAUAUUUUAGUAGACCAACUAUUUAAUACUCUUAAAUGCAGAGAGGAAAAUAAAGAGAAGUCUGAUGACGCUUACUAUAAUCCUACAUGGGUUGUGCAUCACCAUAACGUACAUCAACUUGUGCACAUCAUCCGUGCAUUUCUCAUUCCUGGUGGACACGGGGCUCUGUUAGGAGCAGCAAAGAAAACGGGCAGAAAGUCCAUUGUACGCCUAGCAGCUACUCUGUUGGGAUGCCAACUAAUUGAGGUUCAUCCUGGAAAUGAAGCCAAGUUGUGGGAAAUGAUGAAAGGGGUUUGUAGCCGAAUUGGGGUGGGUGGACAUUUGGUUCUACUGGUUCACGAAGAUACUAGCCAGGCUCUUAAGGAUGAGUUGCUGGUAAUGAUGGCAAAUGGAAGCUUCCCUAUACUGUAUUCAGAUGAGGAACUGAAGAAUUUGACGAAGGAUACCAAAGCUCUUGAAAUGUAUUUCAAAAACAUCCAAAAAAAUAUUCAUGUAUUCCUUCUUUAUCCUCUCCUCUGGGAUAAUUCUGAAAGGCAAACGGUAAAAUCUUCAGUUUUGGAUAUGCAUAUCACUAAGGCUUUGAGUCUCUGCUGUUGUGUAGAAGUGUACCAACCUUGGACCUCUGAAGCUUUAGCUGAAAGUGCCUUAUAUCAUUUAAAAGCCAAUCAGCAGAUACCCGAGACAAAUAGAACAGUUGCCAAGGAUAGCUUAAUAGCUAGUAUUUCUGAGGCGAUGGCAAGAAUACAUUUAUCGGCUACAAAAUAUGCUUUCACAUUGCUUCAUUUUCAACCGUUUGGCCCUCGGGCCUACGUAGAGCUGAUGGUCCAGUUCUUCUUCCUCUGCCACCACCUCUUUGAGCAAAGCAGAGUUCAGAAUAACCGGUUGGCAACGGUUCUAGCACAUGUGAAGGACGUGACCAACACAGCUGCAAGGCACACUCAGAAAGUUCUGAGCUUUAGGGCCAAAUGUGAGGAAAAACAGAAGUGUCUGGACCAGCUGCAGGAAUCGGUGGAUGUGGCAUACAAAAUUUGGGAACAAACCCACCACCAAAGUUUACUGGAAGAAGAAUGGCUUUCCAAUCUAGAGGAUCACUCACACCGAGUUCAGCAACAAGUUGAAGAGGGCUCCAAACAGGUAAGUCCGCUGCACCGAGCAGCUGUGCAGGCUUUGAGCCAGUCUGAUUUGGAUGAGAUGCGGCACUACAGGAUGCCACCUGAUGGAGUUGUCAUGGUCAUGGAUCUUAUAUGCAUGUUAUUCAACCAUCCAUGUGGGUGGGAGAGUAGCAAACAACUUUUGAUGCAAUCCAGCUUCUUUCAGGAUCUGGAAUUUUUCGACUGCUCUAAAUUAACCGAUGAAAUGAUUCAUAAGUUGGGUCAGAUCAUACAGACACCAAGCUUUCAGCCAAGCUCUGUGCGAGAUGCGAGCCGGGCUUGUGAGUCUUUGUGUCGCUGGGUGAGAGCGGUACACCAGUGUGCUUGCAUACAGCGCCGCAUGGCACCUCAAAAUGCUAAAAAGUACAGUUUAGAUGAGCUCAUGGCUGAGAGUCGAGCAAGGUUGAGAGUUGCGAGGCUGCAGGAGGAAUCAGAGCGGGAAAGAUUAGAAGAAUUGGAGAUGAGGCUGGAGCUUAACAGACAAGACAUGGUGCUGCUGAAGGCACAGCUUAGUACCUCAGAAGCUCAAGAAAGGGAGUCAUGUGCGGCUCUCAAACUGGUUGAAUGUCACAUUAAAGAUUGGACGUCAGCAGGAAAGGAAGCAGAGUUGGCUAAUUGCAGCAUUCCAGGUGAUGCCCUGCUUUUAGCGGCUGCCGUUACAUACUUGGGUCCGUUCGGGCCUGAUGUUCGACAGGAGCUGCUCCAAAAGUGGCACAAACUUUGUCUGACUGGUGAAAUGAAUACAGAACCGGAGGACCCACGUGCAACAAUUUUCAAUGAUGCUCCACUCACUUGUGACCGCUGUGUGGCUAUUCCCAUCAGUAAGACAUUUCAGCUUGCUUUAAAUCGAAUACUUGGGCUAGAUCUGCAUCAGGUCCAUGGAGAUUUCGCUGAUCUGGUCCGAAGAGUUCUUCUCUGGGGGCACAGAUUUGCUUGGUCUCAGCGCUGCCCUCUACUGGCAGGUCAUCAUAAAGAUGAGGAACCCAGCUCUCAGACAUUGUUUCCUGCUGGUCAGUUUACAAGAUGUGAAGAAAAAGCCCAUGAGGAGGAUAAAUAUGGACUUAAAGUUACUGCUGAUGAUCCACAGUUACUUGAUAAACUAAAUCAUGGAGCAAAAGAAGGUCUAAGAGUAUUGGUGAUGCAUAUUGAACGAGCAACAUCAAACCUACAAAUCCUUCAGACGUUUGUUACACCAGGAAGUUCCCCUGAUCAGAGCCGCCUGGUUAAACCUGCUCAUCCGGACUUUCGCCUCAUUAUGAGUACUUCCCUUCCGGUCAAAACGCUGAUACAUGAAAUUCACACUUCAUUCCUGGAGGAGGUUCAAAUGAUUGAUCUUUCUCCAAGCACAUCUGAAGUUCAAGACCUUUUUUUGACAGAACUGAUGCAGACUGAGUGUUCAGCUCUGUGGACUCUAAAUCGCCAAAUUCAGACAAAAAAACAGACACUUCAGUAUAAACUUUUUCAAAACGAGGUUUCCUUGAUGGACUAUGUCAUACAUGCAUCCACAGCACUUCUCCAGGACCCUGAGUUCCUGCCACACGUGUGUACAUGUCAGAGUGUCUCUCUUGAACUUGAGACUGAAAUCAAGGAUCUAGCCCAAGAGAUAGAUCAGCACAAAGCCCUGAUGGCUGAUUUUUAUCGAAUAGCAGAGCUCACCACAGCCCUUUACAACGCUCUGCAGGACAUAGCCCGACUUUCCCCAUGUUAUCGUUUCACUCUUCACGGUUUCCUGCUCACUUUACGGUCAGCUUUAGCCCUGCAGAGCCCAGACAUGAGCUUUCAUAGAGAAAUGGAGCCUACAGAGAUUACCUACAGGAUUGUGUCUCAUGUCUUUUCUCAGUAUAAACCUCGCUUGUUCAAGAGCCAUUCGGCUUUAUUCAGAUUAUUGGUAUCUGUUGCUGUUAUUGUGCACAAUGAGGGAUGCCCUGAGGUAGAACGAGUUACUUUCCUCAGAGGAUUAAGCAACUUGAAGUCUUCAGAGCAUUUUUUAUCUCCAUCCACACAGUCUGUCCCCAAGCUGCCAAGUUGGAUUCAAACUUACUCUCGAGAUGAUAUUUAUCUAUUAGAGAGGAUUGAACCCUUCUGGGGCCUUGUAUCAUCUCUGGUGAAUUCGUCCAAGCUAUGGCGGGAAUAUCUACGCUUUCCUUCGUCCACAGUGAUUGGACCGGUCCCUUGUCAAUCUCACUCUCAUUUGUCCACAAUGCAGCGGGCUGUUCUCUGGAAGACGCUGUGUCCUCAUUGGCUAGCAGCGGUGGAAGAGGAUCUUACAGCCUGCGCACAGGGACAUUUGCUGCAUUCAUAUCCUGGAGACCCUCUUAUGAGCUCUGCAGAAAUAAUCUCCAGCCUUUUGUCCAAAAAUCAAGGUCCUGUUGUUGUAUGUUUACCAGAGAAAAAUGAAGAAGUGCCAGUAAGCAUUCACCCUCUCCACUUGAUUAAACAAGUUGCACAGUGCCAAGCGGACAGCAAAGGGGUGAAGCUGAGUGUUAUUUCUUUCGGAUCUGGUUGUCAUCAAGAUGCUGUUCUCUCGGCAUUAGACAGCGCUGUCCAGAAUGGCCACUGGUUAGUCCUGAACAACUGUCAUCUGCUGGACUGCUGGGAUGUCAGCGUUGUGAACAAGUUAACACAAGUAGUGUACAGCACUACAAAAGAUUUGGAGACAGAUGGCCAGCUUCUAAAUACUGGAAGUACAGGAAGAUUUGUGCAUCCCCUGUUUAGACUGUGGCUCAUAACCAAAGGUGACAGACUUCACUCUGUCCCAGUGGCUGUUAGGAUUGGAGCCCUGCACUUGGUGUGUGAUUCCUCCUGGGACCUAAGGGAUGAAUUGUGGUCCUCAGUAAAACAGACACUCCCCUUCUCCUCUCAUGAAUACACUGUGAACACUCACUGUGCCGUCCUGCACUCUGUCCUGCUGCAGAGACAAACAUUCAAACACCUGUGCCAAGGGCGGCUUUACCAUUGGACUCAGGAAGAUCUACUUGCUCUGAUUGAUGCACAUGACCGCAUAACCAAACACUGUAGUGACCCCACUGGAGCAUUGGAGUACAUAGCAGGUCACCUGGUUUAUGGGAGCCACGUGUCAGACCAUGCUGAUCUAGCAGCUGUGCAGAGUUUGAUCAGGGCUUCUCUAAGAGAUCCAUCUACAUUAUGGGGGCGUGGCCAACACAUUCUCUCAGAUAUCAUUAACUUUACAGGAAGAUUUGAAGCUGGGGGCCAGUUGAAAGACUUGAGAUGUCGUAUUCAGUGCAUUACUUGCAGUACAGACCCAUUCAUUCUGGGCUUUAGUCCAGGUAUGGCAAGUGAACUGGUGAAACUAAAAAGUCAUACACUCAACAUUCUUCUGCAUCAAUCACAGAAUAUCUUUUCUGAUGUCAGAGGAGACACCAGUCUUUUCAUGCAAGCUCAAGAAUGUCCAGACUAUAGGACGGCUUGGGAAAGGCUGCUAGCUUUACAAGACAAGUUGAGGAAAAUGGACAUUGGCAUGGGAAUGGAAUCUGCUUCUCUUGGUCCGUUGCAUGGUUUCUUCCAGGCAGAGCGGGAGUGUCUGGAUGCGCUGGUGUCUUCUCUCCUUUUAGACAGUUUUCAGCCAGUUAAAUAUAACAUGACAAGCUCCACUGCUGCGUAUCUAACAUCAUCAGCUCUCUCACGUCUGGAGACUCAAGCAGACCAGCUCAGGUCAUACCUGUGGGAGGAGUCGUCCAGUAUUACACCUCGUGUUUAUCGACUGGCUGCCUUUCUCAAUCCCAGAGGCUUUCUGGCAGCGUUGAUCAGACAUGCAGCCCACAUCCAACACAAGGAUAUCAGUCUUUAUGGAUUGAAUUUCAAGGUGCUUCAUGAUACGGUAUCAGCCACUUCUCCACCCAAAAGUGGUGUUUGUCUGUCUGGACUGGAGCUGCAGGGGGCGCUGUGGGAUCCAGGAUCUGGAGUUCUUAAAGACGAUGAGUCCCCCAAACCUUCCCCUUUUCCACCCCUCUGGGUCAGUGCUGAAGAGAAUAGAGGUGACAGGAUCUGUUCCUCUGAAAGCUCGCACUGUAAUUCCUCAUCCCAGCUUCUGUACUACUGCCCCCUGUAUGUAGACAAUCACACUGCAGAUGGAGGUCAGGAUCUGUCCGAUAACAAUAUUAUCAUCCAUGUUCCACUUGCAUCAAGGUUAGAUCCAAUGCUCUGCGCUAUGAGGCGUAUUAGGUUAACUAGUACUCUCUUACAAUAAACCCUUUGAGGAGAACAUCUGCUUAUAUUAUAGCAUUAUUACAAAAUAUUUAUGUUGCAGAUUUAUCUUUCUAUAGAGAAAACUGGGAAAUAUUGUUCAGAUUAUCAUACAUUUUUGUGGCAUUACAGUACUUCUACACUUUGACCCUUUUUUCUAAUUUUUAGCUUUUUAGCAUGUGAAAUUAACCAAAAAAAAAUAAAGCAAUUUUUAAAACACCCCAUGAGAAAUUAACAAUAAAAAAAAUUUAAAAAAAUGUGUUGGCUUAAACUAAGGUUGCUGACUUUUGGAUAUGUACGUAGAGUUUAGUUCAAGAUUUUGACAUUUGUUUUCAUAACAGCCUCUGGAUCAGCUUCCUCCUACCUCAACACCUUACAGAUCUGUGUGGGUGAAGCUCACGAAGCCUGUCAAAAACAUGUCUUUGUGAUGUUUCACCCCACAAUCAAUAGACAACAGUAAGAAGUGAUGUUUUACGGCUGCUGCAGUAUAUCUCUCAUAACUCAUUUAUGCUUGUACACAUUCAAACCUGGUCAGAUGCCUUUGGCUAUUGCGGGUCUUGUGUCCAGGUGGGAUUUUUGAAUGUUAUUUGAUAAUGUCAGCUAAUAACAACUGGAAAUGUUUUGUGACGCUUCAUCCACACCACCAGGUGUCAGUAUAAGUCUAAGAUGACCAUAUUGGCCAUUGCAGCAUAAAUAUUACUGAGUGAGUGCACCCAAAGUCUCUUUCAAGUAAAGUUUUUUCACUCGACGGCGAUAUUUGCAACGCCUCCAGACAGCUAUUUCAGGCAUCCAAGACCAAGUCCCAUCUAAAUCAAUGGGGGGAUCCUGAAAUCUAAAAUACUGCUUGCAGAACUCAAAAUUAAAUUACACAUUUCAAAUCAGCAGAAAAAUCUGAAAUGAACUGCCCCAUAAAUGUAGUUCCUUAUGCUCAAAUAUCAUUAUAAAACUUUUUUAAAUUAUUAUUAUUAUUUUUUAUCUAGACCAGUCAAUGUGCAUGUGCAGUCAUGAGCGCGAGUCUCUGGUUUCUGUGGGAGCUUCUAACAGCUGCUGCAGUGAUGCAAUGACUUUACUAAUCAGCGACUGGCUCUUUCAUUUAGAAGGUGGGACAUAUUCCACCAUAUUGCGCGUUGCAGUUUCUCCCAUUCAUAAGUAAUAGGAGUAACCCAUUUUUGUAAAUCUAUAGUCUUUGGUGCACCUUUAAUGCUUUGCAUUGACAAGCCAUAUAACAACAGCGAGUCUCAUUCACUAACUGAAGUCAGUCGCAACUUCCGGUUCAUGUGGACUUAAAAGGCACACUUCAUUUGAUAAAUCCAUAACUUUGAGAGAACCUUGCCAGACCGUUAGCCAAACUUCUGACAAUGUCAUCUAUUAGCUGGGAAACUAGGAAAGGUUAUAUUCCAAAUCUCAGUUUUCAAAAUCUGUCCGUUUUAUAGCGAAAUACAAACAAUAUGUAGGCUAUAUUGCAAUAAUGUGUUUGUUAAGCGGCAUAUGAGUCAAUCAUCUUUCCGAUUACAAUAACGAACGACGAGACAUUUUCAUUAUAAAUUAGGCUAAACUUUUUUUUUUAUGCCUUAUGAUGUUCCUUCAAUUUAUAUCUUGCUAUAAACUUGAAAUAAAGAGCAAAAAAACAUUUAUAAUUUGUAUUUCAUUAUAAAACUGGCAGAAUUUGAAGGCUGAACUGUGUGUAAAAGCAACAAAGCACAAAAUUGUUGUGAUUACUGGUUGGCUGGUACACUACAAAUAAUGAAUGGAAGACAUUAAAUAGUAUGUCCUCAUUUACAGUAUACCAUGAAUAAAACAGUUUGUGAAUAGUCACUUAACGUUUACAGCAGAAAAGACAACAAUAUAACGCAUGUUAACAAAUUUGAGUCCACUUCAACCUUUAGAACGUUUUAUUGCUGUUUAAUUAAACAGGCUGUGAGGAAUGAAAGUUUGGGACGUUUUUGCGGAGUAGGUGGUGGAAUUUUCACAAUAAUUUAAUGAAUUUAUUCACAUAAAUACAGCGAUCUGUCACGCCACAUUAAAGAUCUUGAAAAUCACAUUAUUGUAAGACAAAUAAUUUGUGUUUCGUUAUAAAACUGAUUUUGAAAGCUGAGACUUUGUUUUAUAUUAAAAGCACUAAAAGCACAAAGCUUAAGCUAUUGCUAUUUUGUGGCUGGCGCACUACAAAUAAUAAAUGCAAUGGAAUACAUUAAAUAUUAUUUCCAAGCAUACUGUCCCCACGAGUAUGACACAUGGUAUGAUUUCUGCUAAUAAUCCCACAUUAGCUAUAUUUGUAGUGUAUUAAAAAAGGGUUAAAUAAGAGAGCUACAGCGCCCCCCAAAGGAAUGUCGAUUGAGUGUGUGAGUUUAUGUUAAGAUAAACAGUUGUUCCUGUUCAGUCUGUUAAUAAAUAUCAUAUUCUUGAUAUUAAGCUGUUCCCGCGAGUCCUUAAAAUUGACAUCCCAGUAAGAUGAUGCGGUCGCUUGGACGCAACAAUAUUCAAAUCAAUUCCGGAGGUCUGGCAACUUCUCCCGGUGCUCUCAACGCGGGCAAUUUGCAUGCGUGAUAUAGGCUAUAUACUCUCAAAAUAUUAUAACUUUAAUUUCUACGAUUUAAAUGAUCGAAACAUUUCAACUUUAUUCUCGAAACAUUUUUAUUUUAUUCUCGUAAUAUUUCGACUUUAAUCUCGUAAUCUUAGAUUUAUUUAUUUUUUAACGAGGCACUAAAACGCCGUCGUACCUGUGCAUAUAAAUCAUAGUCUGUAAAAAAAACGGUUUCUGAAGACAAUUUUUGAAGCUCAAAGUGCGCAGAGAUGGCCGUCGCCAUCUUGGCUGUGCAUCACUCCCGGAUAAUGGAAAAUGGGCAAAAAGGUGGGACAUGGGUGGAGCUGGUUGCUGAAGCCACGCUCGCCUAGCGCGACGGUGGUGACUGCAGCGGCAAUCCACCUGUCACUCAAGUGGCCUCGUCCUUAAUUAUGCAGAACUUUAAGGCUUAAUAUAAUUUAAACGGAUGAGUUAUAAAAAAAUUCACCCCCCUCACAGUUGUCAUGAAGGGCAAAAUUAGCGACAUAGACCAAAACCACUUUUUGUACCAGGCUGUAAACAUUUUUUUUUCUGCUGUAAUGUUGGGCAUUUUAAUAUGAGGAGUCUAUGGGACUGACUCCCUUUUGGAGCCAGUCUCUAGCGGCCAGUCGAUGAAUUGCAGUUUAAGUCACGUCUGUGUUGGUUUCAAGAGAGAGACCGGAAGGUUGCCGCUUGAUAUAAAUCUAGUUUGAGCGACGAAUGGAUCUCAAACGUAGUUCAGGCAGACCACGGCAUGACUGCAGCAUCAGCUGACACUCAGCUGAUCGUAACUCUCCCACUACAAUUAAUAAGAUCAUCCGUUCUCACACUUGCCAUAGUCUGUCGCACAGACAUGUGCUUACCCUCCUCCAUCCCCAACUCCUCCUUAUGCAGAUACAUGAUCACUUAACUGCUCGCCCAUGGAGAUAUAUCAUCUAUCCAGCUGAUGUUGCUCAAAUUGUCCAAUAUUAUCAACAGUACUGUGUUACUCUACUUGGUAUAUAUAAUUGUGCAUAUUAAAAUAUCUGGCAAUUGUUAAGGCUUCAGGAGUGUUCAAACCUCAGUGAGGUUUGCCUGUGGAUAGCUCAGAAUCUGAGCCCUUCAGAGCGAAGCCUGCCGCCAAAUAUAAAUUUCAGGACCUCUACAAUAUUCUGACUCAAACAGAGUGGUCCUGACUGAAAUAGGAAUAAUCCAUUUAAUUUUUAAUGUGCGUUUAUUAGAACGAGACUCAGUGACGAACUUAUAAAGCUCAAGCUGCCUUUUCCUACUCAUUAAACUGGCUCAGAUGCCUGCAGGAGCAGAACAACACUAGAGACUCCAUGAAUACUCAACUCCUCCAGGUCGCUCAGGUGGAGAGAUGCGUCCUGUUGCUCACUGAGUCCCCUGAGCAGAUGGAAUGGAAGGUAGACUUUCACCUCCUUCAUUACACCUCUCCUCUUUUUUCCCUUCUCUUUAUCACUACUCUCUCAUUAUUUCUUCCAGUUCCUCUUCAGUCUGCUGUUCCUUUUCACACUAUAGAAUGAGUUAUUCUGGCUCUUCUCUCUCCUUUGGGAUUCUGCUGUGUUUGCAAGCUGAAUGCUCAGGAGCAGAAGACGACUGAAUUCGAAAUGAUCGCAGUCUUACCAGUGAAUGGGAGAAAAUAAUGAACCACUGCCCUCUUUUUUCACACUGACCUAGUGCAUUGUCCUUCUGCAGACACACAGUCUCAUGGGCUCUCGUUUUUUUGCAUGCUGAAAAAUGAUCACUGCCCUUGUGUGAUAAUCAAAGCAUUUCUGGCUUCCAGAAUAACAAAUAUUAGACUGUUAUGUGUUAUUAGAUAGUCUCUAUGUUAAGCUUAUUAUGGAGACGAUCACCAACUUAAAGAAAAAACUGAUGGCAUGUAUUUAACAUUUUCAGUUUUAUUUAAGAUGUUGUUAAAAGUAACAAAAUUGACGAGAGAGUGUAAAGAAAUCCACCUUCCAAAGCAUGUCCUUACAAAAUUACACUUAGUAAAAAUGUAGAUUUUAGACCUUUUCGAAAUUUUAUUGUCACAGUGAAUGAGAGAAAUGACCAUAGGUCAUUCAAAACAGCAAGCCUCCGGGGUUUUAAAACAAAAGCAAAGGAACCAUUAUUCGCUCUGUCUUGUGUGUUGUUGGUGCCCCGAACCACUUGGUUUUUAUCAGCGGUUUGGACUCUCAUUCUGACGGCACCCAUUCGCUGCAGAGGUUCCGUUGGUGAACAAGUGAUGUUAUGCUACAUUUCUCCAAAUCUGUUCUGAUGAGCAAAUAAACUCAUAUACAUCUUGGAUGGUCUGAGGCUGAGUAAAUUUUCCUUUUUAGGUAAACUGUUCCUUUAACUAGAAAAACCAACAGUAACCGCUGAAACCGGUUGACCAGGGUAAAAGUCAGAAACCAGUACACCAGCAUCCAAAACAUGACGCUGGUGAUUUCCCUUUUAAAAUGAUGGAUUAUCCAGUCCAUCCCCGGUAACAGGUAGUGAUCUCCUAGAAUCAGAUCUGAGACAUCAUUUAGAAAAUGCAUGAAUGUAUUUAUAAGUAACAACAUUACUCAGUUUUCUCAAAAUCUAAACAUACUAAUAGUUAUUAUUAAAGAAAUAUAUACCAAAUAUAUGUGGCUUUUUCUGCAGAUCAUUUAUAUUUGGCCGGUGGACAUUUAAGUAUUUAUAAACCAAAGCAGGAUGAACUGCCUAUGCAUAUUGGUAUUG